UUCCGAGCCAUUCCGAGCCCGUUGUGGAGGAGGACCUGCCGGGAGCUCCGCGUCCCUGACUUCGCCCGCCCGGGGCGCUCGCCCGUGGGCCAUGACCAGCAGACCCUGAACCUGCACCGACCCGGCUCCGGGAACGCGAGGCUCCGCGGCCCCGGCCAUGGGCAACUUCCAGCUGGAAGACUUUGUGGCGGGCUGGAUCGGAGGUGCAGCGAGCGUCAUCGUCGGCCACCCUCUGGACACAGUCAAGGCUCGCCUGCAGGCCGGCACUGGCUACGGGAGCACCCUUAGCUGCAUCCGCACUGUGUACAGGAGGGAGAGUGUGUUUGGCUUCUUCAAGGGCAUGGCCUUCCCCCUCGCCAGCAUCGCUGUCUACAACUCAGUGGUGUUUGGGGUCUUCAGCAACACGCAGAGGUUCCUCAGCCACCACCGGUGCCAGGAGCCCAAGGCCGGCUCACCCCGCGUGCUGUCUGACCUGCUCCUGGCCAGCAUGGUGGCUGGCGUGGUCUCUGUAGGGCUGGGUGCGCCCGUGGACCUCAUCAAGAUCCGGCUGCAGAUGCAAACACAGCCAUUUCGGGAAGCCAACCUCGGUUUGAAGCCCAGGGUGGCAGCUCUUGGGGAGCAGCCAGCCUACCAGGGGCCUGUGCAUUGCAUCAUAACCAUCGUGCGGACUGAAGGCCUGGCAGGGCUGUACCGGGGCGCCAGUGCCAUGCUGCUGCGGGACGUCCCGGGCUACUGCCUCUACUUCAUCCCUUAUGUGUUCCUGAGUGACUGGAUUACACCCGAGGCCCACACAGGCCCCAGCCCCUGUGCUGUGUGGCUGGCGGGCGGCAUGGCAGGAGCAAUUUCUUGGGGGACAGCAACUCCUAUGGAUGUCGUGAAGAGUCGACUGCAAGCUGAUGGGGUUUAUGUAAACAAAUACAAAGGUGUCCUGGACUGUAUCUCCCAGAGUUACCAGAAGGAAGGUCUUAAAGUGUUUUUCAGAGGCAUCACGGUCAAUGCCGUGCGGGGCUUCCCCAUGAGCGCGGCCAUGUUCCUUGGGUACGAGCUCUCGCUGCAGGCGAUCCGCGGGGACCACGUGGCGACCAGCCCCUGAGCACAAGAGCCAGCAUCACCUGACCAGGGCCUCAUUCUGCUACAGCUGAUGCUGAUGGCGGCGUCUCUAGAACCUGCGGUAGCGAAUUUACUGAAGAAAAAGAACGCCUCCCCGCCGACCCUCAGCCGACCGGUCUCACCUCCGGAAUCCCUGCUUUCCCAGUUGCAAGCACUCUUCCUCACCUCUGGGCUGGGGCCGCCGAGCUGCUGCCUUGGAAGGACCUUUGAUUCAUGACCAUCUAUUUCAGAUCCUCACUGGCACCUGAUAUCAAGCAGGAUCAAAUAGACCCUGCCCCCGAGACUGCUGUAAACUCACUGGGAAUUCACAGAGGAGCUGGAGUUGUCUCUGAGUUCCCAAAUAAAAACAUUUCUGUA
This is a messenger RNA of Physeter macrocephalus (sperm whale), 1467 nucleotides long. RefSeq names its product solute carrier family 25 member 48 (gene SLC25A48). The transcript has 8 exons. Lineage: Eukaryota; Metazoa; Chordata; Mammalia; Artiodactyla; Physeteridae. The record is from RefSeq and is a predicted model, not a curated record. Gene Ontology annotation, molecular function: transmembrane transporter activity. Gene Ontology annotation, biological process: transmembrane transport. Gene Ontology annotation, cellular component: mitochondrion. Bases 158 to 1093 code for a protein of 311 amino acids.